Molecule: messenger RNA, 3121 nt
Organism: Clupea harengus (Atlantic herring)
Lineage: Eukaryota; Metazoa; Chordata; Actinopteri; Clupeiformes; Clupeidae
Gene: slc25a17l
Product: peroxisomal membrane protein PMP34-like
Exons: 3
Coding region: 303-677 (124 amino acids)
Biological process (GO): transport
Cellular component (GO): peroxisomal membrane
Molecular function (GO): ADP transmembrane transporter activity; FMN transmembrane transporter activity; AMP transmembrane transporter activity
Source: RefSeq, a predicted model, not a curated record
AUGGAGCGUGAUUAUAGGUCCCAUACCGAGUGAAUCAAGUGCAUACAACCACUGUUCCCUGAAGGAGAAGAACAAGGUACAACAGUAGUUUGCCCCACACAGCAGCUAAUGCUCGGUGAAGAGCGCUGGGUUGAACUGAGGGGAUGCUGGUGAACUGGCUUAUGUAGGCAGCCGUGGCCUCCCUACAUCACUACGCGCCAUCUGCCAUUUAUCUUUAAAGGUGUCUUCAGCCAGAGACAGGUGUGAUAUCCCAUACUAUCUGUGUUGUGCCUUGUUCCUCUCCUUCAGGGAACAGUGGUUAUAUGCAUAACCUAACACUUUGUGAAUUGAUAUGCUGUAUUUCCUCACAGAUUUCUUCUAUGGAUAUAUUUCUUAUUGGAGCCAUUGCCAAGGCAAUUGCAACAACGGCUACCUAUCCACUUCAGACUGUCCAGGCCAUCCUAAGGUUUGGCCAGUACAAAGCAGAAGGCAAAGGAGGCUUGCUUGGAAGUCUUCAAAAUGUGGUGCAUCUGCUGAUGGACAGAAUCAAGAGGCAUGGAGUCUGGGGUCUCUACAAAGGCCUGGAGGCUAAGCUGCUUCAGACGGUGCUAACUGCUGCCCUCAUGUUUGUGGUGUACGAGAAGAUCAUGACUGCCACCUUCAAGGUCAUGGGCCUUAACCAGAAACUGAAGCACUAAGGUUCUCUCACCCAUGCGCUCUCUGAAAACUAACCACAGGCAGGCUCUUUUCUCUCCACUACCUCUUUCUUUCUGUAAGCUCUCAAUCCACCUCGGGAAUAGUCUUUGCUUCAUCUUCACUGGUGACUCUAGUCACGCUGUCUACUGUUGACCUGGGUGAGUGAGAUGUAUGCUUCAGUGUUAGUUCCCAAAGGGCAGAACAUUGUUAACACCUUUCAUAAUUGAUUUUUGCCUUUUAAAAGAUUGCUGUAUUUGAUGAAUGUGUGCCAGUGAGUCUUCAGUAAUGUGUGCCUCUUAGGAAAUAAUCCUAAUGUGAAGACUGUGACCGCAUGGUUCAGUAGGGGGCAAAUUAUUGUGUGUGGGGCAUCAUUUGAAUUAGGUCAGCAUGGAUCUAAGCAGAGUAGAUGGGGGUGUUUGUUGUAUGUUUGGCACAGGGCUUAAACAAAGAAUAAGGAGUUUACAAGAAGUGUGUCAGAGGUCAGGGGACUAAUUUGGCCAUAACAUUGCUUUGUGUUUCUCGUAAACUAGAAAUUAUACAGAUUUUGACAUCCAUAAAACCACAGUAACCAUUUCCUCAUUGAAAAAAAGAAUGUAUGUUCUAAUAUAAUAAUGAACCAAUAGUUAACCAGUGAUUUAUACAGGGCUUCGUGUUUCUUGUCUAAAGCAAAUCAAUAAUUUGUUGUGAUGCCAAUAAACAGAAAGGGGUCAAGAGUUAACGCAAAAUAAUGUUGCAUCACAAUAAGCACUGCCUUAAUCAAGUUCUUCUCACAGUUGUUAUGAUGACUGCAGCUGUACUAAGUCAAAUCUGAAUGACAAUAUUUGAAUUAGGAAGUUUACAUUAUAAUAUAGAGGUGCAGAUCCGCUGAACUCAUCCACCCCAGGAUCAUACCAACUAGUACUGGGUUUCAGUGUCUACUGCUAUGAUUGCCAACACCUUGAACUUCACACAAUUCUUGAAAACAGGUAUUGUUGUGUGUUCUCGUGCAAAAAGCAGAAAGGAGCUUUUUAGAUGUGAAACACGUCAUGGACCUCACUUGCCAGUCAUUUAGCUCACGUGUGUGUAGAUUGUAGGUGGGUGAAAGGCUGCUGUCCUCCCAUUGAAAUUUUAACUGGUUAAUACAGUCCCACUUUAACAUGCUUUUUUCGCUCCAUGUUUUAGCAAUAACAAGAAAUGUUUUGUAUAAAUAUGUUAAGAAUCAGUUAAAGACAAGCAGUUAAAUGUGAGAAAUAGUCCACUUGUACAAAAGCCUAUAGAACUCUGAUUUGAAGGAAAUGCAUUAAAUUGCUGUGAAGUUCUUACAUAUUAUUAGAAUGCCCUCUGUCUAAACUGAUUGUAGUAGUCAUUCACUAGUUUGGCUGGUGGAGAUUAAAUAAGACAUCAAUUUAAGCAGUUGAUUUCAACACAUUCAUUACAAUGUUAAAAUGAGCUAACAUUUUGAUUCAAGGCUGACAUAAGAUUUAACAUAUUUGCUUAAAACCAAUAUGUCUGUUAAUGUUCUCUUCUGUACUGACAAAGCAAGAAAGGAAUACGCAGGGUCUGCAAUAGUAGGCCAAGAGAUAUUCAUGAGCUCUGAAUAGGAUGUUUGGGAUUUUACAUCAGGAGUUCUACUCUAUGCAGCAUGUUGAUGUUCCAUCAAUUUUAAAGACACAAUAACAAAGAUAUAGUACUAACUGUAAUUAUGAUGGGUGACAUGAGAAACCAUAUCACACUCUUGAAAACCCACUAAAUGUAUGCUUCUUUUAAAUGCAAGUGCCUCCAUACCAGCUGAUGGCUAGGGAAGAGCACUGUGUUUGCACUGGGGUGGUCCCAUGUACCCAAAUUAAUGUUUGUUUUUAGUGUGACUAAAUCACUGGAGUUGUUGGUCUUUUUUAUCCUGUUAGUCUUAUUCUCUGUGUAAGUGUGAAUGUAUUAUGGGAAGUGUUCAGCCAGUGUCAGUGUGUAUACAGGAUAGAGGGGUAUUUAUUACAAGAAGAUGAGUGAUUGUAAAAGAAAUGCGUCUGUCUUGUUACUGUAGAGGAAUGACCAAAGGUAGACUCAGGGUGUCAUCGUUACACAUAUACAGCCACAUCUGAACUGUAACAUAUGCAUUUAGUCAUUCUUCUCAACUUGAAGGCCCCUAUGUGUUAGCGUGUUGUACUUUUUGCCAAUGAAAAUAACUUAAACAACAAAGCCUAGCAUCUGCUAAUUUGAGUGAUUAUUCCAUCUGUCUUUUGGCCUUAUGUUGUAAUUUCUAACAUUUUUAUAAUUUGAUUGUUUACAGUACUGUUUACAUACAUCCUCUUGGAUCAAUUCUAAUGCAGUUCUGUUUACGGCCCAUGCUUUAAUUAUCUUCAUUGUUAGACACUUUUGUCUUCUAUUUGUAAGCAUUUCCUCAAUGAAAUGCUUUUGGGCAGUCUUGCAUAUAGACCUUCCUGACAAGGGCAAUAAAUAAUAGUUAAAGAUA